UCGUGUUCCUGUCUGAUGUUAGUAAGAUCUCCCCUCUGUCCGUUCCAGAUGUUAGUAAGAUCUCCCCUCUGUCCGGUCCAGAUGCCCCACAACGUCUCAGAGCAGCAGCCUGACAGGCCCCACUGUCCAGAGCCCCAGGCCCUACAGGAGGACAGCAACAGCACACCUCAGCCUGAACCAACACAGAACAACGCCUCGUUCCCCAGCUUCGUGGAUGUCCCAGGUCCGUGUGAGCCCGAGGACCUGAUCGAUGGCAUCAUCUUCGCUGCUAACUACCUGGGUUCCACCCAGCUGCUGUCUGACAAGAACCCGUCUAAAGGAACACGCAUGGCCCAGGCGCAGGAGGCUGUCAGCCAGGUCAAGAGCCAAGAUGGAGACUCUCAGACGGUGACAGAAGUGGACCUCUUCAUCUCCACCAAGGCAGUCAAAGUGGUGAACGCCGACUCACAGGAGACGCUGAUGGACACUGCGUUGCGUUCCAUAUCCUACAUCGCAGACAUCGGGAGCAUCGUGGUUCUGAUGGCUCGUACCCGUAUGGCAGGAACAUCCUCGCAGGACUGUAGUGAAGCUGACCUCUCCUCCUCAGAGGGACAGAGGCGGUACAGAAUGAUCUGCUAUGUCUUUGAGUCAGAGGACGCCCAGCUCAUUGCCCAGUCCAUCGGCCAGGCGUUCAGCGUUGCCUACAGGGAAUUCCUCCGAGCCAAUGGGAUCAACCCUAAGGACCUGAGUCAGAAACAAUACAGUGACAUCAUCAAUUCCCAGGAGAUGUACAACGACGACCUGGUCCAUUUCUCAAACUCUGACAACUGUAAAGAGCUGGAGUUGGAGAAGCAGAAGGGAGAGAGCCUAGGUGUGGUGAUAGUGGAGUCUGGCUGGGGCUCCAUCCUGCCAACAGUUAUCCUAGCUAACAUGUUGAACAGCGGCCCGGCUGCCCGCUCUGGGAAACUCAGCGUCGGGGACCAGAUCAUGUCCAUUAACAACACCAGCCUGGUGGGCCUGCCGUUAGCUACCUGCCAGGGCAUCAUCAAGGGUCUGAAGAGCCAGGUUCAGGUGAAGCUGAGCAUCGUGAGUUGUCCUCCUGUCACCACCGUCCUCAUCAAGAGACCUGACCUCAAGUUCCAGCUGGGCUUCAGUGUUCAGAACGGCAUCAUCUGCAGUCUGAUGCGUGGAGGUAUCGCGGAGCGAGGAGGGGUGCGAGUCGGCCACAGGAUCAUUGAGAUCAAUGGGCAGAGUGUGGUUGCCAUGCCGCAUGAGAAGAUAGUCCAGACCUUGUCUGUAUCAGUGGGAGAGAUCAACAUGAAGACCAUGCCUGCAGUGAUGUUCAGACUGUUAACAGGGCAGGAGAUUCCCGUCUACAUUUAGUCUCUCCAUGUCAGAGUUCUAAAUUGCACCCUAUUCCCUAUGUAGUGCACUACUUUAGACCAGUACCAAUAGGGUUCUGGUCAAAAGUAGUGCACAAUGUAGGGAAUAGGGUGCAACUUGGUACGCACCCUUUAUCUGCAUCUCUUUCUGUGUACUCGCUCACUGCUUCUGCAUGUCUAGGAGAAUUUGAACAGACGGGGUGGUUGACAGGCAGUGGAGCCAUUAAAAUGAGCCCGUCCUCCGAUUUACAGUGACACCAGCCUCCACUGGUGCCAGGGUGAUACAUUAGCAGCGUGUAUUUUUCUAUCACAUUAUCUUCCUGUUACUGACAGGGAUUACCCAUUCUCAACGUCAGGCUUCUUCUCCAGAUCAUUGAAGAGCUACGCAGUCAUAAUGGGUUGAAAUGUACAUAACAUAAGCUGUCCGUGGUGUGUGUGUGUGUGUGUGUGUGUGUGUGUGUGUGUGUGUGUGUGUGUGUGUGUGUGUGUGUGUGUGU
Salvelinus namaycush (lake trout) is the source of this 1858-nucleotide messenger RNA. Its product is annotated as amyloid-beta A4 precursor protein-binding family A member 2-like. The record is from RefSeq and is a predicted model, not a curated record. Gene Ontology annotation, molecular function: protein binding; amyloid-beta binding. Bases 16 to 1362 code for a protein of 448 amino acids. The transcript has 9 exons. Gene Ontology annotation, biological process: chemical synaptic transmission. NCBI's taxonomy places the organism in Eukaryota, Metazoa, Chordata, Actinopteri, Salmoniformes, Salmonidae. Gene Ontology annotation, cellular component: cytoplasm; dendritic spine; plasma membrane.